UACGUGGUAUUUCCGCAUGUCCUUCGUCCCUUCCCCCCGCAUGUUUCCCGCCUCUCCUUCUCCUCCCUUCCCUCUCUUUGGAAAAUCUAGCCGAAACGAAAACAAACAACAUAACCUUUCAAUUUGAACUACAAGUUAUUUCAUGUUAUUAUCAGAGACUCCCCUCUCUCCGGCAAGCCCGAAUUAGAGCGAUCUUGAAAGCGCCAUGCCGGACACUGCGCUGUUUGAUUUCAUGAGAAAGGCCAAGGAUGCAUCGUUCUGGAAGUGUGUCGCCCUAGACAGAGAUGUCUACUGACAAGUCAAGUUUCUUUCUCUGGUUAAUGCUUCUGGCCUCACAGUGAGCAAUGUUAAUCAAGAUAAUAUAAACGCACCUCUGCGCACCUCUCGGAUCAAAUAAGAAUAUCCACAUUAUUAUGGGUAAUGAAUCAUGUGACCUCGAUUCAGUUGUCUCUGCACUCUGCUUUGGGUUGUAUCAAGACAGUCCAGACAAGAUUGUUAUACCUCUACUCAACAUAGAAAAUGACGAAUUUCCUCUCCGUACUGAGGUGACCUAUUUACUUCACGAGAACGGAGUUCCAUCAAAUCUGCUAGUUUUUCGGGACCAGAUCGACUUGGCGGCGCUGCGCGAUAGCGGGCGCCUGCGCCUCACGCUGGUCGACCACCACGCGCUGCCGGAGCGCGACCGCGCGCUGGCGGACAGCCUGGUGGCCGUCAUCGACCACCGGCCCCUCGACGUGGAGGCGAGCAGGGCCUUCCCGCCCGGCAUGGACCUGGAUGUGCGCACCGUGGGCUCGUGCGCCUCCCUCGUCGCGGAGAGGAUCCUGCGGCAGGCGCCGCACCUCCUGGACGCGCAGGUCGCCAACCUGAUCAGAGGCACCGUCUUGCUGGACACGGCCUGCUUCUCGCCGCAGGCGGACCGCACCACGCCCGUGGACGUGGCCGCCGUGGAGGCCUGCGAGAGCGUGAGCAACACGGAAGACAGGGCCACCACGUUUGACCGGAUCGUCUGCGCGCGCAAGGACGUCUCCUCCCUGUCGUCUUUCCAGAUACUGCACAAGGACAUGAAGGUGGUGCGCGGCGUGCCGUUGCCCGGGAUGCCCCUGCUCGUGCAUGACUUCCUGAAGCGCCCCGACGUCGGCUCGGCGUUGUCCGAGUUCUGCACGAAGCACGCCUCUGCGGCUGCCGUCGUCAUCGGAAUGAGUUUCUCGGAGUCGUCGGGGACGUCCUCGCUGCGCAGGGACCUCGCCGUCUACAGCCUCGGCGGAGCGGAGCAGCCCGCCGGCCAGCUGAUCGAGGCGCUCCGGGCAGAGGAGGACCUCCAACUCUCACCGGCGCCGUGCUCGAUACCCGGCGUCACCCUCUUUGACCAGCGCAACGCCAAGCUGUCCAGGAAGCAGAUCCUGCCGGUGGUGCAGCGCGUCCUCUCCGCGGCGACCGCCAGGGCCUAGCGCCGUCGCCGAUACCCCGCGCUCGCGCGGAGGGCCUCGCUCGAGCGGCGCCCGCUAGAUGGCGCCACCGUGGCGCCGAGCCGCGCCGCCCGCCCCAAUGUCGCACGCGUCGCGCUGCGUGCGAGCCGCGCUCCCGGGGCCUUACUGCGCUUCGGACGCGAUCCGAUCCGGACGAGACCAAGGUGCACUACGAGCCUGAUGGCGCAGCGCCUCGCAGUGUCCCUACUGUACCAACGAUGCACUGCCCACAUGAAUAAAUGCUGGUGACCGUA
Molecule: messenger RNA, 1720 nt
Organism: Frankliniella occidentalis (western flower thrips)
Lineage: Eukaryota; Metazoa; Arthropoda; Insecta; Thysanoptera; Thripidae
Gene: pn
Product: exopolyphosphatase PRUNE1
Exons: 8
Coding region: 414-1448 (344 amino acids)
Cellular component (GO): cytoplasm
Molecular function (GO): exopolyphosphatase activity
Source: RefSeq, a predicted model, not a curated record